This is a messenger RNA of Botrytis porri, 303 nucleotides long. RefSeq lists its product as uncharacterized. The transcript has a single exon. Bases 1 to 303 code for a protein of 100 amino acids. The record is from RefSeq and is a predicted model, not a curated record. NCBI's taxonomy places the organism in Eukaryota, Fungi, Ascomycota, Leotiomycetes, Helotiales, Sclerotiniaceae.
AUGAAAGAAGCGCUUCUUGUUUGUCUUGUUCAAAUUGCGGCGAUUCCUGAUGGGAAAGAGGAGUAUGAGAAUGAGGUGUUUAGAAGUCUGGAUGGGACGCUGAACGAAGGGGAAAUUACUUGUCGGACGUGGAUUUUAAGGGUGUUGGGAUUGUUGAUGAGGAAUGGAGUGAAGAUACUGGUAUGUGAGAGUAUUGAGGGGUUGGAGAGGGAGGUUAAGGAUUGGGGGAAUAGGUAUAUGGAUGAGGCGAAUGAGAAUGUGCAGCCGAGACCGGUGGAGGUUUCGAGGGUUUGUGGUUUUUGA